Messenger RNA from Labrus bergylta (ballan wrasse), 1873 nucleotides. RefSeq names its product transcription factor B1, mitochondrial (gene tfb1m). Gene Ontology annotation, molecular function: mitochondrial transcription factor activity; rRNA (adenine-N6,N6-)-dimethyltransferase activity. NCBI's taxonomy places the organism in Eukaryota, Metazoa, Chordata, Actinopteri, Labriformes, Labridae. Gene Ontology annotation, cellular component: mitochondrial matrix. The record is from RefSeq and is a predicted model, not a curated record. Gene Ontology annotation, biological process: transcription initiation at mitochondrial promoter; rRNA methylation.
UUCUCGCCAGCUGAUUGGAUAGUUUGACGUCAACUGAAUGACGAACACGGAUGUGCAAGGGAAAAAAAGCAACACUGUGUUCAUCUGACUGAUGGCUGCCUCAAGGAAACUGGCGUCUUUCCGUCUGCCUCCCUUGCCUACAGUCAGUGAGCUCAUAAAGCUGUACAACCUGCGAGCGGAGAAACAGCUCUCCCAGAACUUUCUGUUGGACUUGAAGCUCACAGACAAAAUAGUGCGUCAGGCAGGCAACUUGAGUGAUGCCCAUGUGUGCGAGGUGGGUCCUGGACCUGGAGGUCUCACCCGCUCCAUCCUUAAUGCCGGGGCAAGAGAUCUGCUUGUGGUGGAGAAGGAUACGCGCUUCAUCCCAGGGCUCAAGCUCUUGUCUGACGCAGCACCUGGGAAGUUGAGGAUUGUCCAUGGUGACAUUCUCACCUUCAGAAUGGACCGAGGAUUUCCAGUCGAUAUCGCAAAGCCAUGGGAGGAAGAUCAACCAAACCUUCACAUCAUAGGGAAUCUCCCUUUCAAUGUCUCCACGCCCCUCAUGAUUAAAUGGCUGGAGAACAUAGCCAACAGAACGGGGCCCUUCGCCUACGGACGCACCCGACUCACACUCACGUUCCAGAAGGAGGUGGCAGAGAGGUUAACAGCCAGCACAGGCAGCAGACAGAGAAGCCGUCUUUCUGUUAUGGCUCAGUAUCUCUGCACAGUCCACAACUGUUUCACCAUCCCCGGGCGAGCCUUUGUCCCUAAGCCAGAGGUGGACGUGGGAGUUGUUCACUUCACCCCUCUGGUUAAACCUCAGAUCGAGCAGCCUUUCAAACUGGUGGAGAAACUCGUCAGGAAUGUUUUCCAGUUCCGCAGGAAGCACUGCCAUAAAGGAGUAGAAAAGUUGUUCCCUGAGGCGUGUCGUGUUGAGCUGACACAGGAGAUGAUGCAGAAGGCAGAUGUGGACCCCAUUCUACGGCCAACAGAACUCACCAUACCUCACAUCAGGGCUUUAGCAGAUGCCUACGCUCAUCUCUGCACCCAUGAGCCCAGUCUCAUCAAAUAUGAGUUCAGGGAGGAGCUCAGAAUGAAAAACCUCACAAAGCAAAGAAGAACACCAAUGGGCACAUUUAGUGACAUGACAACUGGCACACCAGAGAGUCCUCAACAACCCUGCUGAUAAAAAAAGAGCAAGGAAACCGAGAGAAGUCCACUAAUAGCCCCUGUUAGCACAAGGAAACAACAGUCUGCUCUUAGCUGUGCCAUUUCCACCUGGCACAAGCAUGAAUUUUUUAAAUGUUGUUCCCUGCACUCAGGGAGUGAAAGGUAACUUGCUAUAUGUGAAAUCCUUGGACUGAGCGAAGGAGCAAAAGGCGUAUUCAAGGUCCUAAGUGUGGUGGAUCAGCUCCAAGGCCUUGUUCCGGGAUUUGGUGAUUAAAAGCAGAGUCAUAUAUUUUGGGGAGAUAAAGAAUGCAUGCUCAUUACCCACAGUGGCUCUCAAAGAGUUUCUUUUUAUGUCCCAAUUCUUCCUUCAGUCCCAACUUGCAUAACACCUUGUCCCGUGGGACCUGAAAGAAAUGUCAGAAUGUUUUCAGGGUGAUUUAGAGAAUGGGAACAACAUGGUAGAGCAAUAUCCAGGGCAUUUUCCUUUCACUAUGAACUAUAUUGCGUAGCCAUUUGGGAGACACGGCCUAAAGGGAGGAGAAAAGUGGUGGGAAAUUGUGAGCUUUGAAAGACGCUUCUCUGACUUAUCUUCAAGGAAGGUAACCAACAGUGUAUUCCUUAAUUUAAAAAAAGAUCAUUAAUACUCAGUUGGCAAUUGAGACAAAUGAAAUCAAGCCAGUGACUUAAAAAAAAAUGUGUUCACGUUUGUUGUAUUUAAAAUAAA